Molecule: messenger RNA, 348 nt
Organism: Purpureocillium lilacinum
Lineage: Eukaryota; Fungi; Ascomycota; Sordariomycetes; Hypocreales; Ophiocordycipitaceae
Source: RefSeq, a predicted model, not a curated record
AUGAAGUACUUCACUGCCACGCUCUUGGCUGCCCUAGUGGCUGGCGCUGCUGCCGCACCAGCCAUCGUUCCUGGUCUUCCCGAAGGGGACUCAUCGCUCACCAAGACCUUGACCGAUCUUCCCGAGGUUCUGAGUGGUCUCACUGGCGGUCUCGGCAAGCGAGACGUGCCCGUUGUCGAUGAAAUCGUCGACGUAGUCCAAGAGGAGACCGAGGGUACCCCCGUCAAAGGCCGUGAUGUCCCUCUUCUUGGCGGCCACUCCGGCCUUCUCCAAGGUCUCGGAGAAACGCUCGACUCCGUCGAGAAGAUUGUUCCCGUCCUCGGAGGUCGUUCCUCCGACGCCGAGUAA